Molecule: messenger RNA, 6920 nt
Organism: Mytilus trossulus (common blue mussel)
Lineage: Eukaryota; Metazoa; Mollusca; Bivalvia; Mytilida; Mytilidae
Product: receptor-type tyrosine-protein phosphatase F-like
Exons: 17
Coding region: 256-4965 (1569 amino acids)
Biological process (GO): protein dephosphorylation
Molecular function (GO): protein tyrosine phosphatase activity; protein binding
Source: RefSeq, a predicted model, not a curated record
AAAAGGGCGGGGAUAAUACAACAUGGCGGCGCCCAGAGAUGACAGGUGACUGAAAUAUGAAAAAUAUUUAUCAUUUGUUAUAAACGUAUAUUAUUGUCGCUUUUUACAAUUUACUCGCACAAAUAUAUACUUAGCUGCAAAACUGAGAGUAAAAUUUGAGCGUAUAUAUUUAGAUAGGAUUUAUGUAACAUUGUGCGCCGUAAUGACAACUUGUUGAUGCAGGAAAACUAUCUUCAUAGGUGACCCUGAUAGAUUAUGAUGAUAAAUACAUAUGGUUAUCUUGUUGUCGUAACCAUCGUUCUUAACCUGGGAUUUGUUGUUUCCCAGAAUUGUGGUAAUCAGCAAUGCACAGAGAGACAGUUUUGUGGGAAUACAUCAACAUUCCAACCGGUCUGUGUGGGUUGUAAUGCUGCCUGUUACAACUGUACCGGAUCUGGCCCAGAAAGAUGCAUUAUUUGUGCAUCCAAUUAUUAUAUGUUCAACAAAAUUUGCAGAAUCUGUGAUGAUUCGUGUGAUGGUUGUACAGGAGCUGGACCAGAGAAAUGUAAAAAAUGCAAAAUAGCAUACUAUAACGUGGGAGGAACUUGUAGACCUUGUCCAGACGAUACAUUUGGUCAGAACUGUGAAAAUACAUGUCACUGUUUGAAUGGACCCACUGACUGCGACAGAGAGACGGGAAAAUGUGAUUCAUGGCAAUGUGAAUGGGGAUGGAAAGGUCCGCCUGAAUGCCAAACAGCUUGCGAACCUAAUUUCUUUGGUAUAAAUUGCAACAAAGAGUGUAAUUGUCCAGACAAUGACACGUGCAGUCCAAUAAAUGGACGAUGUGAUUCAGGAAAUUGUCAUCCUGAAUAUGGUGGACCAGCUUGCCAGAUACAUUUACCGAAGCUUGUAGAGCAACCAAAAAUUACAAAUAAUAAAUGCGGUAAUCUGACAUUGGGCUGGAUUGGAUGGGUGGAAGAUAUCGACAUUGGAAAAGGACCCAUAGCUCAGUAUCUUGUUUGGCAGGAAAAGAUGAACUCCUCUUCUGGCUGGACUUUAAUCAGAAAUAUUUCUCAUACUGAUGCUACAACUCAAUAUGCCUUCAAUCUUACCAACCUUGACCCUAAAGGAGAAUACAGAUACAGAAUAGAUGUUCGUGCACAGGAUGGGGACAAACUGAUGGAAGAGAUAUCUAAAGGAUUUGUAACAGAUUUCUAUAGUGUUGAAUGUUUCAAACCUACUACGUCGGCUCCAAAUGAUCAGUCAACUACUACUCCAUUCAAACCACCAGUAGGAUCAUUAUUUACAUCUUACAAAUUGUCAGUUGUGAACGAAGCUGUACAAGUUGAUUGGUCCAUCGAUAGUAACUACGAUGAUGUUGUUGACAGUCUUGCUUUAUCGUUUGCCAUUAUAAGAUAUGGUGAUUGUCCACAGGAACCCAAUCCAGUGUAUAGCAGUCUACCAUUGAGUAAUACCACAAGCUAUACGCUAAAUAGUUUGAGUAACUGGACAACUUAUAAUGUUCGCCUAGUUAUAUCUUCAUCUCAGCAAAAUAUUUCUGAUGUUCAUAAAAAAGUUGAAGGUGAAAUUACUACACCAGAGACAGAACCUUCUGGAUUUGUAAAAAGUGUAUCAGAAAUUACCAAGACAUCUAGUUCUUUUACUGUCAGUUGGAACGAUCCUGAUUGUAAAGACAAAAACGGAGUAUUACUACGUUAUGAUGUUGUUGUGUCAGGUUUCUCACAGAACUUUUCAACCACUGAUCGGUUUAGGCAAAUUACCGGUUUACAGACGUAUACAGACUAUAAUGUACAGAUAUCAUAUGUUAACAAUAUUGGUGCUGGUCCGCUCUCUCCAAUGCAGUCGUUUAAAACAGGAGAAGGAUUGCCAGCUGCACCAACUACCCUGAUGUUAACACCGUCAAUAAGAUCAGUCACUGUUAGUUUUUCAAUUCCUUCACCUUCAAACGGCAUUAUCAUUGCUUAUGAUAUAGCAUACAGUGAAGCUGCAAAUUUCAUAGACAGAUUACAGAAACCAUCAACUUCAACAAACGUCAUGUUGGCUGAUCUUUCUCCAGCAACUCUAUACUUUGUGAAGGUUCGAGCUAGAACAGGAGCAGGGUAUGGUAACUAUAGUUCCCAUCAAAGUACAGUAACACAAGAAGACUACCCAGAUGCACCAACAUCUCUAUCUGUUACUUUCAGAAAUGAGAGUUGUUUAGGACUAUCAUGGAGGGCACCAAUUGUAACCAAUGGAGUUGUAUCUUCUUAUCUGAUUUCCUACCAGGACACAACUCAAGCCAGUCAAGAAUUCAAUACUACGACAGGAGGUUUAAUAAGAUCCACACUUUUGUGUUUGCUCCAACCUGGACGACGGUAUCAGAUCAAAGUUGCUGCAAAAACAAGUAGGGGAUUUGGUGAUCCUGAUCAUAUGUUUGAAUACACAGAACAAUCAACACCGACUUCUCCACCAGCACCAAAGAAGAUUAGCUCCACUGCAACAACAAUAGUUAUCGCAAUUGAUCCAGUCAUGUUGACUACAGGACCACUUACUGCAUAUGUAAUAUAUGUUCAUGAUCUUACCGUUGGUUCUGGAAAACGGAAACGGGCAGUUGGAAAUCCACCGGGAGUUGAAACAGCGAUACUUUUACCAAAUGAAGUGCUGACGACGACAUUUUUCACAAUAGGGGAUGGAAAAAUAUAUAAUAGUAUUCAAAAUAAUCCUUUGGUUUCUGGUCAUCAGUACGACGUUCAUUUACAGAUAAGAAGUACCCUUCUCAGUGUAACAAAGUCAAGCUACAGCAAAAUGGUACUUACCCCCACUCCUUCAACUUUGGCUCCAAACCCUGUUGUGGCUGCUUCUACUGAUUACACAGGUGUAAUAAUCGCCAUUAUUGUCAUCAUUAUCUUAAUUAUCAUAGCUAUUGUCGUUAUUUGUAUCCUGUAUUGGUAUAAAAGACGUAGAAGUUAUGCACCCUAUGCAGCAUAUACCGACGACAAGGGUACUUAUGAUAGUAUGUACUCUCAUGUUGAUGAUUAUGAUCCUCAUAAAUAUUGGAAUACUAUUUAUUCACACCGAGAAAGUCGAUACAUUAUUGCCGGAAGGAACCUCAUACCUCCUGAUAGAAGUAAUUUUGAUAUGAAUGGUGUUGUUGAGUCCAAUAUGAAUCCACCAAUAACCUUUCAGCAAGAAUUUCAUGAUCUCCCUCAUGGGCGUUUAGCAUCGUGGAAUGUUGCAUUGAAACCUCGAAAUCAGCGGAAGAAUAGAUUUCCACAUUUAUUACCGUAUGACCAUUCGCGUGUUGUUCUACAGGAGGAUGAUAACUCGGGAGACGAUUAUAUCAACGCAAAUUUUAUUCAUGGAUAUCAUAAACAGAAUGCAUAUAUUGCGGCUCAAAGUCCUUUUGACGAGGAAACAGUUCUUGACUUUUGGAGAAUGAUUAAUCAAACAAAUGUCUCUGUUAUUGUAAUGAUCACUAAUAUCAUAGAAGACAAUAUCGUUAAAUGUACAAAAUAUUGGCCUGAUAAAAAUCAGGGAAAGGUAACAUACGGUAAUUUCUUUCUCGAGCUGAUUGAUACUCAAGAAUUUGCAUCAUAUGUAAUACGUACCAUGAAGUUUAAGUCGAACAAUACGUAUAGCACCACUAGAGUUGUCCAUAUAUUUGACUUUUGUUCGUGGCCAGAUCAUGGUGUUCCUGAUGAUCCUAUACCAUUGUUAGAAAUGAGGUUCAAGGUUAAAGAGUACAACAGUGAUACACCUGCAUCACCUUUGUUAGUUCAUUGUGGUACAGGAGUCGGGAGAACAGGCGCCUAUAUUGCCAUAGAUAGCCUUUUGGAACAGUAUGAUAGAGAAGGUCGCAUAAGUAUAUCAGCUUUUGUAAGGCGUUUGAGGAAGGAUCGGGUUCAAAUGGUACGGACAAUAAAACAAUACAUAUUUAUUUAUGAUGCCAUAUUUGAAGCGAAACAUGCUGGUCAAACAAGAACAGGGAAUGAUUUGAAAGAAAAAUAUCAUCUGCUGACAAGAAAAAAUCCGAAAACGAAACAUUCAUAUUUACGAGAUCAGUUUGAAUGCUUGUGCAACUUUACACGCAAAUUACACUCUGCAAACUGUUCAGAUGCUCUAUCUAUUAAUAAUUUAGAGAAAAACAGGUUUCCAGACGUCAUUCCAACAAAUAUGUACAGAGCCGUAUUGAGCACUCCUGGGGGCGUCGGACGGACUGAUUAUAUCAAUGCAGUUUUACUUGAUAGCCAUCGACAAAAAGACCAUUUCAUCGUUACACAGACACCAUUGCAUACAACUAUUAUAGAUUUCUGGAAACUGGUUUAUGACUUUAAUGUCCACACUAUCGUCAUGAUGGAAAAUUAUAAACACGAGGAUGAUACAUGUGCAGAAUAUUGGCCAGAGGAGAAAAAAAUGAAACAGUUUGAGCCUUUCUUCAUAGACAGUAUUGCCGUAUACCAGCAAGACAAUAUCACUAUUCGCCAUUUUAAAAUUCAUAGCAUGCUAAAUCCUAAAGUGCAGGCACGUGAGAUUCGUCAAUUUCAAUUUAAUGCUUGCAACGACACAGAUUUCGUACCAAAAUCAAAGUCGAUGUUUCUUGAUCUCUUUGACUUGGUUAAGGACUGGCAGAAUGUGUCCUGUGAAGAUGAGAGUCCAGUCAUUGUUCAUUGUAAGGAUGGGGCUACACACAGUGGAUUUUACGUUGCUAUCAGCAAUAUUUGCGAGGCCAUGCUGCAUGAUGCUGAUGUUGAUGUGUUCCAUACUGUAAAGAGAAUUAAAAAGAGAAGAACACAAAUUGUAGACCUCGUGGAACAAUACCGGUUUUGUUAUAAAGUAUUAUGGGACUACAUGAACAUGCGACUUCCAGGAGGAACCCUGACCAAUAUGAUGGACCAUACUCAAGCAGACAAAUUGUACAAUGUUGGUAGUUUAAGUCUUCCAUCCUACACGUCUCACUUGGAGUACUCGCAGUUUGACUACAGCUGAAGUCAAAUAUUGAUUACACAUUUUUUGUUUAUGUAUGCUUUUUAUGUAAUAUGCGAACAUGAAGCAAUUGAAAAUGUGUUUAUAAUUUGAUUAGUCUGAUAUUAUCGAUAUAAGUUGUUCAUUUUUUAAGUGAAUACAUAUAAUCAUAUCAACCUAAGUUGAUGAGUCUCUUUACGUCUUUAAAUAUUUGAAAUUGUUAAACACAUUCUGAUAAAAGUAAUAGAUUUAAACUUUCGGAUCACAUUAAUAAUUUCACAACACAAUAACAAAAAAGGGACAUAGAUCAUUGUUCUGCAAAUUGAUUUUCCUAUGGGAUUUCGGGUGUGGUUUUUAUUCCAAUGAAUUUGAAUUUGAAAUUGUUUAUAUUUUAUAGUUUAUAAACAAAUUAUCCAAAAAAUAUCCAAUGGUGCUUUUUUAUAAUACUAGUGAUUUGAUUUCUUUUUCCGUUUCAUUAUGUAGAUGCGUAUGUGUAGCUUAAGUUUAAAAUCAGUUGACUAUUUAGAUACACUUACGGUAGAAGUUGCUUAUUUUAUAGAUGUUAUUUUUCUCUAUACCUACCGGUAUAUACAACCAAUGAGAUUGUUAUUCUAUAUUAAAAUAUCAAUACUUUUGUUAUGAUGAACGAAUACAAGUAUUCAUUGAAAGCAAACGAACUACACGGAUACAUGUACCCUUCAAAAUAUUUCAGAUUAUAUAAAUAUGAAAUUAUCGAGAAACAUUGAUUUCAAAGCAGACUGUACAGGUGAUUACUUUUUUAUGAAAGGAGUAGGUGACUCGCUGAAAUAGCUAACACCUUAAUGCUUCAUAAUCAUGAGAAUGGUGCAAUAAAAAAUAAAAAUGAUAUUAAACCUCAAUAAAGCUACAACUAAAUUAUAUGUUCAUAUCUAUUAAUAUAAUGAUAUGUGUUCAUGUUGAUCAAAAUAAUAUUUUAUGCUUUUAACCUUUUCUUUACCUCGUCCAAUUAUAGUAGAAAUUCAAAUUAAAAGUUGUUAUUGAGAAGUGCUAUAAUUGAACAGGCUUCUGAUCGUAUAAUCAUGGAUAAUUCUAAAAUGUUACUUUAAUUAAAACAGUGUUUGAAUAAAUAAUAAACAAAAAUGUAAACAAAAAAUAUCAUUUAGAUAAUCGAGUCUAUCUUUUGUUUCAAUUUUCACGGUUGUGCCUAACAAAGAAGAAGCUUAGAUGUUUAAAAACAAAAAUUAUAUUAUAUGUAAUGUUAUGAUAUGUGUAAUGAUUAUAAAUGUAACAACUAUCCACCAGUAAUCAGAGAAUGAGGAUGUUUUAAAACUAUAGGUUACCGUACAGUUUUAAACAAUGUACAACAUAUUAUCUCUUGGAUGUGAUUUAUAUAAUUUUUUUUUAAACUGUUACAAAAUUUCGUUGACCAGUUUUGUCUAUUUUAAUUUUUAUUCAGAUUUACCUGUAGAAUAUUUAUUGUUAUUGAUACUAAAUUGUGAAUCAUACUAAAUAAGUUGAUAAUAACUCCCCUGUGUUAACGUGAUAUUGUUUGUACAGUAAUAUUUUAAAUUUGAUCGUCCGUCCAAUUUUAAUUGCUAAACAUGGUUUUAUUUUGUUUUUUACGUGUAAAAGUCCCAAACUUUGGAUAUCUGUUUGAGGUUUGAAAUAUCAAAGUAAUUUUGCUUCCACCAUCUCCCGUAAAGAUAUAUUUUUAUAUACUAGUAUGCUUAUUUGUUACAUUAUUGUCAUUUAGUAGUUGUAUAUUUUGUCACGGAAAAUCUCUUUUUCUUCUAUGAUGUUUAAAAGCAAACGGUUUGGGUAUACGACUAUGUUCUUGUAUUUAUUCUGUAAUAGUAAUAAGAAAAUUAUUGUCAUGAUACUAUGAAUUAGAUUGUUAUUAGUAAGUAGAUGACCUUUUUAUCUUGUAAUUAUAUGGUUGGUAUUUAUAAAUUAUUUUCAAAUGUAUUUUAAUUGUAUUUGUAUUAAAAUAUUGAUUUUAA